Molecule: messenger RNA, 2919 nt
Organism: Hevea brasiliensis (rubber tree)
Lineage: Eukaryota; Viridiplantae; Streptophyta; Magnoliopsida; Malpighiales; Euphorbiaceae
Product: serine/threonine-protein kinase MPS1
Exons: 6
Coding region: 180-2717 (845 amino acids)
Biological process (GO): protein localization to kinetochore; mitotic spindle assembly checkpoint signaling; chromosome segregation
Cellular component (GO): spindle; kinetochore; nucleus
Molecular function (GO): ATP binding; protein serine/threonine/tyrosine kinase activity; protein serine/threonine kinase activity
Source: RefSeq, a predicted model, not a curated record
AACUUGGCAGUGGCCAGUUAGAUCAGUGAGUGCUGUUCCGGUCCUUCACUGCUCACUCUCUGUUGAAUCUCAGUUCUCCUCGAUGGGCACGGCCUAAAACCUAAUUUUCCCCGGUUGAAUCAGUUUUGUUAUCUUCAUUUUCUUCUCUAUUUCUACGGAAAUGCCGUUGAGAUCCGGCCAUGGACGGGGAGGCUAAACUUCCGGUCUCAGCUGCUCCUCCACCCAGGAAUUUCGUCCGUCCGAUGAUCAACGCUGACACGACGUCUUCCUCGUCCUCGUCUUUCUCUUCCUCCUCCCCUCCGGACUUUCUUAAGCAUGUUCAAGCUGCCUUCAAGCGCCACCGCCCUCUCUGUACCAGGCCAACCUAUAGUGUAGGGCCUAGGCGCGUGUUGGUUCAGCAACCUGAAACGUCUAAAGCUGCAGUUUCUGAUGUGGAUCCUAAGACAAGCAUGAAGAAGCCUGAACAUGUUAUUCCAAUGAGUCUUACUGUAAAAAAUUCAAUUAUACAAACCAAAAAUCCAGUUGCUGUCGUUAGGGAAACUCAAGAAGAGUCUAUUACUCCUCCUUCCAUUUUAGGCACCACCACAAAGACCUUUGAUGAGAGUUUUAACCCAUCUGAUGUGCAGAGGAAUCAAUCCACAUCUGUUAUUGAUUGUAAAGAGAAUAAUCCAAUGAUCUUGUCACAUGUUGAUGGCAAGAGAAGGGUCCAGUUUUCAGUGGCAAAAAAUGCUAAUUCCCAAGGGGCCGAUGAUGAAAUGGCCACUGAAUUGGAGGACUUAUCUUCUCAUAUUGGUUCACUUGCAUUGACAGAAAUGGAAUGGGAUGUAAGCAAUCAAAUAGAGGCACUGAAUGUUAUCAAUGAUGAAUCAAAGCAUCAGAAUUUUCAGAACAUGGAAUCUGAUAUCAGUUUGAGGACUGAUGGUGCAACAUCUUUGUUGGCAAAAAGAACGAAGCUUGUUCAGGACCAACUGCAUCAAUUUAGAAGCUUUUUGGGCCAACCUGCAACUCAAUCUUCAGUUGUUGGCUCAUCUUGUGCCACCACAACAUCUGUCCAUUCUACUUCAGCACCUAUGCUUAACUCAAUGAGUUAUUAUUCCCGUUCACAUCCAGAGAGUGGCACUCAUGGGGGAGUUGAACCAUUGGGAGAUAUUAAUAUGAAUUCUCAGCAUGUUAAUCAAAGAAAUAUGGAGCAGUUGUCUUAUACUUCACUAAAGGACACAAAUGGGCUGCUAAUUGACCAGACAGCCAUUGCAGCCCAAACUUCUACAUCUGCUAUUGAUGCCCAAAUUAAGGAAAAUCACCUGCCAAGGGAGAAACAGGGCAAUCUGGCCAAGGAGGCUGGCAUUUCAAAGAAUCCUUCAUAUGUUUGUGAUAACCCAAUUAAAGAGAGAGGCUCAGCAGACGGCAUUCAUGAUGCACAAGCUCAGAAUCCAUUGUCAAAAAACCCAUCCUCAGAUGUGAAGUUGGAGCCUUCUAAACGGGAAAAGCAAGAAAAGGUCACAAGUGGUAAAGGUGUUUCAGCGGCUCGUAAAAAGAAUUAUGACCCUGACUUGUUCUUUAAAGUUAAUGGGAAGCUCUAUCAAAGGCUUGGUAAGAUAGGGAGCGGAGGGAGUAGUGAGGUCCACAAAGUCAUCUCUUCAGAUUGUACAAUCUAUGCACUCAAGAAAAUCAAACUCAAGGGUCGCGAUUAUGCAACUGCAUACGGUUUUUGUCAGGAAAUUGAUUAUCUAAACAAAUUGAAGGGAAAGAACAAUAUUAUACAGUUAAUAGACUAUGAGGUGACAGAUAAAAAUUUGCUCCGUGAAGUCGUGAAUGGAUCUACAAGUAACAAAGAUGGUAGAGUUAAGGAUGAUGGGUAUAUAUACAUGGUCCUUGAAUAUGGGGAAAUUGAUUUGGCUCACAUGCUUUCGCAGAAAUGGAAGGAACUGGAUAGCAACAAUCAGAUCAUAGAUGAGAAUUGGCUGAGAUUUUACUGGCAGCAAAUACUUCAAGCUGUCAACACCAUACAUGAAGAACGCAUAGUGCACUCUGACUUGAAGCCUGCUAAUUUUCUUCUUGUCAAAGGUGCUCUAAAGUUGAUUGAUUUUGGUAUUGCUAAAGCCAUAAUGAGUGAUACAACUAACAUCCAAAGGGAUUCACAGGUGGGUACGCUAAGCUACAUGUCUCCUGAGGCAUUCAUGUGCAAUGAGAGUGAUGCAAAUGGAAACACAAUAAAGUGUGGUCGGCCAUCAGAUAUUUGGUCGCUUGGCUGCAUACUCUACCAAAUGGUAUAUGGGAGAACCCCUUUUUCAGAGUACAAGACUUUCUGGGCUAAGUUCAAAGUUAUAACAGACCCGAACCAUGAAAUAACUUAUGGUCCAGUUUCCAAUCCCUGGCUUCUUGAUCUCAUGAAAAAAUGUCUUGCUUGGGAUCGGAAUGAAAGAUGGAGAAUUCCUCAACUACUUCAUCAUCCUUUUCUUGUUCCCCCAGUCCCUCCCCAACUAUCCUCACCCCAAGAGCAAGGCUGUAUGCUGCUUCAACUUGUUGCUGAAGCUUGUGCUAACAAUCAGGAGGCCUCUAAGCUCUGCUGUGGCCUCCAACAACUGCUUAGGGACCCAGUCACACCCCUAACGUUUCAGUCAUUAACAUCACGAGACCAACAAUGUAAGUUGCUCUCAGAAAUGUCUAAACUUUGCUUUCAACUGAGAGAAUGUUUGACAAAGUUGGAGAGAGGCUAGGAAUAGAUUCAGCUGUACAAAGUGUUCAAGUGUAUCAAUUGUAGGAGCCAUUUGGCCUGUGGGGAAAUAUGAAAGUCAUGUUCUAUCCCAUUCCAUUUGUUUGUAAUAUUUUAAUAAUCUCUGUUGUGUUAUUGUGAUCUAUUGCAAAGUACAAGACCAACAAAACAAAUCAAUAGUGACAAUGGUUAUGUUUCUCGCAGAA